AUCUAAGUUGGUUGAGAAGUUCUGAAAUGCUUUAUAUUCAUAUACUUUUCAGAGAUAUAAAGGAGUCUCAUCACCAUAAACAAAUGAGGACCAGAGAAGGGGAUUUCCACGGUGAAGGUGUUACGUAAUUGGACCCUUAAUCCAAACUCACCACUGAGAGUAAAGGCUGUGGCACUGAGGAAUAAAGCUCUUGCCGUUAAAAGGGGCUGAAGGCUGCAAGUUGUCCCCAUGGAGAGGGGAACUGAAUAUAACGAGCCGUAGUCAUAGCACGAGAGUUUUGGGUUUGAUGAGGGAAGGCUUUCUAGAAUGAAGUUGGUUAUAAUUUGGAAUGAGUUGCAGAGAAGGAGAUCUUUAAAAACAAGGUAGGGUUAAACCAAAACCAAACCCACUGUCUUUGAGUCAAUUCUGACUCAUAGAAACCCUAGAGGACAGGCUAGAACUGUGCCUUAGGGUUUCCAAGGCUUUAAAUCUUUACAAAAGCAAACUGCCACAUCUUUCUCCAACACAGCAUCUAGUGGAUUUGAACUUAGCAGCUGAGUGCUUAACCACUGUGUCACCAGGGCUCCUUAAGGUUGGGCUAGAUGCGUUAAUUUCUCAAGUCAAGCGACUGGACUGGUGAGCUCUUCAGGCCCCCUUCAGCCCAAGGAUUAUCCUUUGCCCUGCCUCUUUUUGUCUUCUCACUCUCUAUUUUGUGUUUUUGCAUGUGUGUGGCCUGCUUGGUACAGUGGGAAGAAGUCAGUGGCUACGAUGAAAACCUGAACACCAUCCGUACCUACCAGGUGUGCAACGUCUUCGAGCCCAACCAAAACAACUGGCUGCUCACCACCUUCAUUAACCGUCGAGGGGCUCAUCGCAUCUACACAGAGAUGCGCUUCACUGUGAGAGAUUGCAGCAGCCUCCCCAAUGUCCCAGGAUCCUGCAAAGAGACCUUCAACUUGUACUACUAUGAGACUGACUCAGUCAUUGCCACCAAGAAGUCAGCCUUCUGGUCUGAGGCCCCCUACCUCAAAGUAGACACCAUUGCUGCAGAUGAGAGCUUCUCCCAAGUGGACUUUGGGGGAAGAUUGAUGAAGGUCAACACAGAAGUCAGGAGCUUUGGUCCUCUUACUCGGAAUGGUUUUUACCUUGCAUUCCAGGAUUAUGGAGCCUGUAUGUCUCUCCUUUCUGUCCGUGUAUUCUUCAAAAAGUGUCCCAGCAUUGUGCAAAAUUUUGCAGUGUUCCCAGAGACCAUGACAGGGGCCGAGAGCACAUCUCUGGUGAUUGCUCGGGGCACAUGCAUCCCCAACGCAGAGGAAGUAGACGUGCCCAUCAAACUCUACUGCAACGGGGAUGGGGAGUGGAUGGUGCCCAUUGGACGCUGCACCUGCAAGCCUGGUUAUGAGCCGGAGAACAGCAUGGCCUGCAAGGAAGGCCAGUGCAGGCCCUGUCCUGCAGGGACCUUCAAGGCCAGCCAGGAAGCUGAAGGCUGCUCCCACUGCCCUUCCAACAGCCGUUCUCCAUCGGAGGCAUCUCCCAUCUGCACCUGCCGGACUGGCUAUUACCGAGCGGACUUUGAUCCCCCAGAGGUGGCAUGCACUAGUGUCCCAUCAGGUCCCCGCAAUGUCAUCUCCAUCGUCAAUGAGACAUCCAUCAUUCUGGAGUGGCAUCCUCCACGGGAGACAGGUGGGCGGGAUGAUGUGACCUACAACAUCAUCUGCAAAAAGUGCCGGGCGGACCGCCGAAGCUGCUCCCGCUGUGACGACAAUGUGGAGUUUGUGCCCAGGCAGCUGGGCCUGACCCAGUGCAGGGUCUCCAUCAGUAGCCUAUGGGCCCACACCCCGUACACCUUCGACAUCCAGGCUGUGAACGGAGUCUCCAGCAAGAGUCCCUUUCCCCCACAACACGUCUCUGUCAAUAUCACCACAAACCAAGCUGCCCCUUCCACUGUUCCCAUCAUGCACCAAGUCAGUGCCACCAUGAGGAGCAUCACCCUGUCCUGGCCCCAGCCGGAGCAGCCCAACGGCAUCAUCCUUGACUAUGAGAUCCGAUACUAUGAGAAGGAACACAACGAGUUCAACUCCUCCAUGGCCAGGAGCCAGACCAACACUGCACGGAUUGAUGGCCUGCGGCCGGGCAUGGUGUACGUGGUGCAAGUGCGCGCCCGCACUGUGGCUGGCUACGGCAAGUUCAGCGGCAAGAUGUGCUUCCAGACUCUGACAGACGCCGGGGAUUACAAGUCUGAGCUGAGGGAGCAGCUGCCCCUGAUUGCCGGCUCGGCGGCGGCAGGGGUCGUGUUCGUCGUGUCCUUGGUGGCCAUCUCCAUCGUUUGUAGCAGGAAACGGGCUUACAGCAAAGAAGCUGUGUACAGCGAUAAGCUCCAGCAUUACAGCUCCCCAGGGAUGAAGAUCUACAUUGACCCCUUCACUUAUGAGGACCCCAACGAAGCUGUCCGAGAGUUUGCCAAGGAGAUUGAUGUAUCUUUUGUGAAAAUUGAAGAGGUCAUCGGAGCAGGAGAGUUUGGAGAGGUGUACAAGGGGCGUUUGAAACUACCAGGAAAGAGGGAAAUCUACGUGGCCAUCAAGACCCUGAAGGCCGGCUACUCGGAAAAGCAGCGUCGGGACUUUCUGAGCGAGGCCAGCAUCAUGGGCCAGUUUGACCAUCCCAACAUCAUCCGCCUGGAGGGCGUGGUCACCAAGAGCCGGCCGGUCAUGAUUAUCACAGAGUUCAUGGAGAAUGGCGCUUUGGAUUCUUUCCUCAGGCAAAAUGACGGGCAGUUCACGGUGAUCCAGCUGGUGGGUAUGCUCAGGGGCAUCGCCGCUGGCAUGAAGUACCUGGCUGAGAUGAACUAUGUGCACCGAGACCUGGCUGCUAGAAACAUUCUGGUCAACAGUAACCUGGUGUGCAAGGUGUCCGAUUUCGGACUUUCCCGCUACCUCCAGGAUGACACCUCAGACCCUACCUACACCAGCUCCUUGGGAGGGAAGAUCCCCGUGAGAUGGACGGCUCCAGAGGCCAUCGCCUACCGCAAGUUCACUUCGGCCAGUGAUGUCUGGAGCUACGGGAUUGUCAUGUGGGAAGUCAUGUCAUUUGGAGAGAGACCCUACUGGGACAUGUCCAACCAAGAUGUCAUCAAUGCCAUCGAGCAAGACUAUCGGCUGCCCCCACCCAUGGACUGUCCAGCUGCUCUACACCAGCUCAUGCUGGAUUGUUGGCAGAAGGACCGAAACAGCCGGCCCCGCUUUGCAGAGAUUGUCAACACCCUAGACAAGAUGAUCCGGAACCCGGCAAGUCUCAAGACUGUGGCAACCAUCACCGCCGUGCCUUCCCAGCCCCUGCUAGACCGCUCCAUCCCAGACUUCACGGCCUUCACCACCGUGGAUGACUGGCUCAGUGCCAUCAAAAUGGUCCAGUACAGGGACAGCUUCCUCACCGCCGGCUUCACCUCCCUUCAGCUGGUCACCCAGAUGACAUCAGAAGACCUUUUGAGAAUAGGGGUGACCUUGGCAGGUCAUCAGAAGAAAAUCCUGAAUAGCAUCCAUUCCAUGAGGGUCCAGAUGAGUCAGUCACCAACAGCAAUGGCAUGAAAACUCUUUUUCUGGGGGAAGGAGAGGAAGGACAAGGACCAACAGUCAAGGGGAAACAGGAGAUUGACCACUGUGGAAUGUUUUAGAAAGGUCGUCUUCUUAGCUGAGAAUUGCAUUUCUAUCAAUGAAGGAUAAACUGGACCUGUUGCUAAUAGGUAACCCUCGUUUCUCAGUGACAGAAGCACGUGUAAUAUGCCAUGGGAAACCAAAUGCGUAACAAUAAAAAUAUAAAAAGGCAAUUUUUCAAAGGACAUGAAGCUGAAACAAUAUUCCUUGGGGGAAUAAGAGUAAACUCCGCUUCCACCCUCAGUAGGCUGGAGUCGUCCAUCCAUAGGAAGAAAGGGAAGGAGGUAGAGUGAAGAAACAGAAGCAGUUCUCCAUUUUCUUCCUCACCAAUGACAUUCUUUUCUUUUCUCCUUUUGUCUUCCUCCCCCAGAGCCCCCUCCCUUCUCCCACAUUCAUGUCCCUUUGCUCAUGACCCGUGUAGGGAAGUUUCUUCAAAUAAACCCCAGCUCCUGAGUCUCCAGAUGUUGUUCUGUCAGUUGCCAAAGGACUUUGCUGACCACUGCAUGGGGGAUCCCACCAAUUCAA
Molecule: messenger RNA, 4154 nt
Organism: Loxodonta africana (African savanna elephant)
Lineage: Eukaryota; Metazoa; Chordata; Mammalia; Proboscidea; Elephantidae
Gene: EPHB1
Product: EPH receptor B1
Exons: 17
Coding region: 702-3563 (953 amino acids)
Biological process (GO): axon guidance; protein phosphorylation; ephrin receptor signaling pathway
Cellular component (GO): dendrite; plasma membrane
Molecular function (GO): protein binding; ATP binding; transmembrane-ephrin receptor activity
Source: RefSeq, a predicted model, not a curated record